UCUCUAUAAAUAUUUCUCCAACCCUAUAUGCUUCUCCAUCCAAAACAUUCAUACAUAUGUACUUUGUUUCACCAUCUUCUCUCCCUUUAAAAAUAUCUCCUUUUAUAUAUACAAUACACCCAACUACGCAACCAAAACAUCAUGAAAGCCUUCAAGGUUUUGCUUGUUCUUUCCAUGGUAAUGGUUUUAGCCAUUACUCUCUCUGCAACUACGGACCAAGAAGAAUCCUUUUUGGACGAGGAAAUCAAAGAUACAGAUGAUGCAACCAAAAGCAUGCAAUCAGAUAAAACCACUUCUCUUAGGGGAAGAAGCCGCUUGCUUGCCUCUCGGGCCACUGUGACUACAUGCGACAAAUACCCUAGGGUUUGUCGGGCAUCGGGCAGCGCAGGGCCAGAUUGCUGCAAGAAGAAAUGUGUGGAUACGAACACUGACAGAGUAAACUGUGGCACGUGUGGGAAGAAAUGCAAGUACGGGGAGACAUGCUGCAAGGGCAAGUGUGUAAACCCUAGGUCUGACAAGAAAAACUGUGGGAGCUGCAACAACAAAUGCAAGAAAGGCAGUUCAUGUGUCUAUGGGAUGUGCAGCUAUGCAUGAAAUUCUUUAAGUUACCAUUUGAGGGACUUAAACAAUUAAUUAUUUUUUAUAAUUUGAUUUUUCUUUUAUUAUAAUGUAAUUAAGGAAUAAAUCAUUUGUAAGAGAAGGAGGAUCCAUCCUGGAUUCUAUAUUUCCUCUUAGGGUUAGGAUUGUUUCCUUGUUCUUGUGUGCUGUAUAAUUCUUUUAUGUUAAGAAAUAUUCUAGCUUGUACUCCAAGUUAUUGUUUUAAAAAAAGAGGUUUUUCAAAUUAAUGUAAGAUUACAUAUUAACU
Molecule: messenger RNA, 865 nt
Organism: Pyrus x bretschneideri (Chinese white pear)
Lineage: Eukaryota; Viridiplantae; Streptophyta; Magnoliopsida; Rosales; Rosaceae
Product: stigma-specific STIG1-like protein 2
Exons: 1
Coding region: 142-594 (150 amino acids)
Source: RefSeq, a predicted model, not a curated record